Macrosteles quadrilineatus (aster leafhopper) is the source of this 6881-nucleotide messenger RNA. RefSeq lists its product as uncharacterized. The coding region runs from base 170 to 5758 and encodes 1862 amino acids. Gene Ontology annotation, biological process: RNA 3'-end processing. NCBI's taxonomy places the organism in Eukaryota, Metazoa, Arthropoda, Insecta, Hemiptera, Cicadellidae. The transcript is spliced from 11 exons. The record is from RefSeq and is a predicted model, not a curated record. Gene Ontology annotation, molecular function: zinc ion binding; RNA binding; nucleotidyltransferase activity.
UGGUUGGAAUGGUAUGGUAUCCGACAACAAAUUCGUAAAUAAGCAAAUAACUUAAGCUUAUUUCAUAAUACCAUUGAGUUGAUUGAAUAGUUCAAAUUGUUUUAGGGCAACCCUUUGAUACCACACCACAUUAUUAGUCUACAAUGUAUGAAAAUUAGUUGGAAUUAAGAUGGGUCAGCAUGAGUCUAAAACAUCGUCAAAAGUCAAAAACCGAGAAAGGAGUGGUUACCCCUCAACCUCAGAAAGGAUACAAUAUUCAUCAAGAGUAGAUAAUGCUUCAGAUUCACUAAGGUGCAGAGAAGACAGAACUACUCAUAAUGCCACUCAAGUUCAAAAUUCUGAAUUUUUGAUCAGCAAAGAGAGUAUUAUUCCUUCAAAAGUAGGAGAAUCUCUCCAGGAUUUGGAGACUUGCACAUCUGAUAGUUCCAACCAGUCUCAAGGCAUCAAGUUUGAUAAUGUUCCCCACCAGAUAAGUACAGAUCUGCAAGGGGUGAAUCAGUAUCUGAACACUGAAGCACAAGCCAGCACCAGUAAGCUAGAGAAAGAACAAUGUGAAAAGCAAUCUUCCAAGCCUACUACUCUUCAACAGAGAAGACAUGAAGACAGAGACCUGCAGGUUGUGUUUUUUCCAAAUCAGCCAAAGCUUGAAAAAGGUCUCAAACCAAAUGUAGAGUCUGUCGAUACUUUUAAGAGGGAAUUAACAACAUCUUGUGACCCACUUUUGCCAUCGCACAUUAUAGAUGUGUCUGCCAAAGACUGUGAUAAGAUGGAUACAAAUGACCAAUUUCAGGUUAUUAUUCCUCCUAAAUCAGACAAACUAAUGCAGAAUUUGUUUAUGUCUUCUGAUGAUUCUGACAAAUCUAAUUUGGCGUCUUCUAAUAGGUCUUCUAAUAGGUCUGAUGAUUGUGGCAAGUCUAAUUUGGCAGACAAUUGGUCUAGUACCAUUAAAGAAGUCAAAUUAAAUGACAAUGCUAUUCAUAUUAGUACUUCACUGCUAGAUGAGCAACCCAUAGUCAAUUAUGUAGAUUUUAAUCUGAAGCCUGAUUUAAAAAAAGGCAAUGUGUUAGUGUCUGCCAAAGACUGUGAUAAGAAGGAUACAAAUGACCAAUUUCAGGUUAUUAUUCCUCCUAAAUCAGACAAACUAAUGCAGAAUUUGUUGAUGUCUUCUAAUAGGUCUGAUGAUUCUGACAAAACUAAUUUGGCGGAUAGUAUCAUUAAAGAAGUCAAAUUAAAUGACAGUGCUAUUGAAAUUAGUACUUCACUGCCAGAUGACCAACCCAAAGUCAAUUAUCUAGAUUUUAAUCUAAAGCCUGAUCUAAAAAAAGGCAAUGUGUUAGUGUCUGCCAAAGACUGUGUUGAGAUGGAUACAAAUGACCAUUUUCAGGUUAUUAUUCCUCCUAAAUCAGACAAACUAAAACAGAAUUUGACGAUGUCUUCUAAUAGGUCUGAUGAUUGUGGCAAGUCUAAUUUGGCAGACAAUUGGUCUAGUACCAUUAAAGAAGUCAAAUUAAAUGACAAUGCUAUUCAUAUUAGUACUUCACUGCUAGAUGAGCAACCCAUAGUCAAUUAUGUAGAUUUUAAUCUGAAGCCUGAUUUAAAAAAAGGCAAUGUGUUAGUGUCUGCCAAAGACUGUGAUAAGAAGGAUACAAAUGACCAAUUUCAAGUUAUUAUUCCUCCUAAAUCAGACAAACUAAUGCAGAAUUUGUUGAUGUCUUCUAAUAGGUCUGAUGAUUCUGACAAAACUAAUUUGGCGGAUAGUAUCAUUAAAGAAGUCAAAUUAAAUGACAGUGCUAUUGAAAUUAGUACUUCACUGCCAGAUGACCAACCCAAAGUCAAUUAUCUAGAUUUUAAUCUAAAGCCUGAUCUAAAAAAAGGCAAUGUGUUAGUGUCUGCCAAAGGCUGUGUUGAGAUGGAUACAAAUGACCAAUUUCAGGUUAUUAUUCCUCCUAAAUCAGACAAAGUAAAGCAGAAUUUGACAAUGUCUUCUAAUAGGUCUGAUGAUUGUGACAAGUCUAAUUUGGCGGACAAUUGGUCUAGUACCAUUAAAGAAGUCAAAUUAAAUGAUAGUGCUAUUCAUAAUAGUACUUCACUGCUAGAUGAGCAACCCAUAGUCAAUUACGUAGAUUUUAAUCUGAAGCCUGAUCUAAAAAAAGGCAAUGUGUUAGUGUCUGCCAAAGACUGUGAUGAGAUGGAUACAAAUGGCCAAUUUCAGGUUAUUAUUCCUCCUAAAUCAGACAAACUAAUGCAGAAUUUGACGAUAUCUUCUAAUAGGUCUGAUCAUUCUGACAAGUCUAAUUUGGCAGACAAUUGGUCUAGUACCAUUAAAGAAGUCAAAUCAAAUGACAGUGCUAUUCAUAAUAGUACUUCACUGCCAGAUGAGCAACCCAUAGUCAAUUAUCUAGAUUUUAAUCUGAAGCCUGAUUUAAAAAAAGGCAAUGUGUUAGUGGAUGAUGAUCAGUAUAAUUAUCCGAGUUGGACAAGAAAUAAAGUCUCAAUCCAAAAGGAUUCAACAGACAAAACAUUAAAGCAUGUUGAAAUGUUAGCAGAAAGUUUGACUGGUUUAAGUGAUAGAAGCAAUUCCAGACAGGACUAUGUUCGUUUGAAAUCCAACAACUCAGGAGGCAAAGAAAAACACAAUCCAUUGAUGUUGCGAGAUUGUAUCGCAAAGAUGAGAAAUGUUCAAGCAGAUGACACAAAGUUUGUGUUUUCUCUUCAGAGUGAAAUAAAAACAAUUUUGAGGGAGAUGGAACAGUUUACUUCUGCUUUGAAAAUAUGUCCUGUCGUAAACUCUGAGAUACACUCAGCGAGUGAAAUCAUAAGAGAAAACUUGAACGUACUUAAAACAAACUACGAGGAGAAAUGUUCUCGUGGAAUUAAUUCAAAUGUGGAAUCUUCAAAAGAAGAACAUUUCUCAAACAAAGAAAGCCAAGCUCAAAAUCAUUAUUACUUGGGUGAAAAACCAAUGAAUUAUUAUCCCUGGAUUAAUCAUGGGGAAAAUAGAUCCGAGGUAUCAAAUAAUGAUGCAGUAAUAGUUUCCGAAGUAUCAAAUAAUCCUGUUAAAAUAAUGGAGGGAUCAAAUGAACUUAUAAAAGUAAGUGGUGAUGUUUUAAAUGGUCCUGAGGUGGUAAAUUCAUCUUUCACUAAAGAAUAUCUGCAAAAUGUUCUUCCAGAGCCUUUGUUGAAUAUUAAUUCAUUGCCAAACUACAAAGGUGUGCUCGAACUAGUUAAAAAUUCUGUUGAAGGAGGCUUAAAAUUUGAGAUUGAUGUUUAUGUUUGUGUUUUAUGUGACUUCUUGGAAAAUGACAAAAACAACGCACAAAAACAUAUCUGUACUGAGGCAAAACCAAAUUCAACUUGGCACUUUUGCAGAUUUUGUGUCAUAAACAUUUUUGGAACUGAUUCACACUUCAAGGAGCACUGUAUGACGACAUAUCAUAUCAACAUUAAAAAACUUAAAGGUGAAUGUUCUGCAGAAGAACGCAAGGAGAAAUCAAUUAGGGAUGACGAAAGUGUAAGCAGUGAAAAAAGCACUAGAAGUCGAACUAAAAUGACUACUCAUGAAAUUUUGCUGUCCAUAGCAAAACAGAAAAAAGAAAGGAAAAUACCAGGGCCAUUUGGUCUGUACUGUCAAAUUUGCAAAAAAUAUGAUCUCGAAUCUAAAGCACUUACUAAUCAUUUAGAGAGUAAACUUCACAAAGACUCGUUUGCUCUUAGAAUUCCAUCUAAAAAGAAUGUUGAUUUUGGUCUCAAAUCAUGUACUACGUGCGAAGUUCACCUCUUUGGGGAUCAACAUGUCUGGACUGAACACCAAAGCCUUGAUCUGCACAAAGAGUUUGUUUCAUCACCAUUCAUGAAAAAGUUGGAUUACCAAUGCUCAGAAAAAACAUGCAACAGUAAUGAUGUUUCUGAGUCCACUACUCCAGAUCCUGAAGACUCUGAGUCCACCCACUCUCUAAGCAGUGAUGUUUGUCAAAGUAAUGACCCACAACAGAUCUCACUGACAGACCAAUGUGGGAUACACCAUGAUUUUAUGAAAACUGUAUUGAAAAAACAUGUAUCCAAUAAGUCUGACAACAUCUUAUGUGGUAUAUUCUGUCAAUUUUGCAAACUCUAUUUCCAAAAUGAAUCACAAGGAAAAUUGCAUUCAAAAAGCAGUUGUCACUUAUCAAAAAUCAACUCUUUUGAGGUAUCAGGAAAAAGCUACCAACACCACUGCAAAAACUGUAAUAUUGAUUUGUUUUGCGAUGAACAGUUUUUCUCUUCACAUUUAGAGUCCCUAGGCCAUAAAGCGAUAUCUAAACUACACAUAACUCGAGAAGAGUAUGAAGAGGUUGAAAGCAAAUGUGGCUCAGAUGAAGAGGCAAAUACCAGCGAAUCCGAACAUGAGAGUGUAAAUCUUGACACUCCUAGCCAGAAACAUGUCAAACUUCAAGAGAGGAAGACAAAGAAAGAAAAAAUUGUUAGAAAUGGCAUAUAUUUAUCAGGAUUACCUCAAGAUUUCCCAAAAAAACACAUAAUGAAUUAUUUCAAGAAUUAUGGUCAUGUAAGGUCAUGCAGUUAUAUCAAACAACAUGGAAAUGUUAUUUUUCAAAAUCCUGAAUCAGUCAAGACUGUGCUUCAAGAAAAACAUUUCAUUAAAGGGAUUCGAGUUGAAGUAAAACCUCUUAAAGCUGUUUCACCAAAAUCAAUAGAGCAAGAACAGCUUCACCCAGAUGUUACAAACGUACUGAGAUCCAUGUACAGUCUUGAAGCUGCGAUUUCAGAAAUUCUCACUGAGAUGCAGCGAAACUACGUGGAAAACCAGCAAAAAAGUAUCAUGAUCCGAAGUGACUUGUCCGCUUCGCUUCCUGGCUGCAGAGUUCUAUUUUUCGGCUCCCAAGUCACCGGGCUUGCCACCAGCAAAAGUGACUUUGAUCUCUACAUUGAUUACGAUGGAAAAUCGUUCUACCAUGACUUGAGCUAUGAGAAACAAUGUGACAUCAUGCAUCACUUAGCGUACCAGCUGAACCUGCGUGGAUCAAAGUUUGAAGUGACUGAAGCUAUCCAGGACGCCAGAGUGCCUAUCAUUAGGGUGCUUCACUUGAAGACCCAUACUAAGUGUGACAUCUCUUUCCGCAACGGACUGGCAGUGGAGAAUUCUCAGUUGAUCAAGCUGUACCUGGAUAUGGACCCUCGUGUCCGCUGGCUGGUAGUCACAAUCAAGCUGUGGAUGGAGAUGAACGGACUGUUAGGUCCGAGAAAAUUCACAUCUUAUUCAACCAUUUGGCUUGUGCUCUUCUACCUCAUGCGACUGCCGCGACACCCUCUUGUGUGCCCUGUUACGACCUUACAGGAGAAAUGCAAACCACACUAUGUCGCAAAGUGGGAUUGUCGGUUUCAUCGAGACAUGAGAGAUGUGAGUGUUUACUUCAAAACUUACUGUCAAGAAUCAAACCUGGAACUGCUCGCCAACUUCUUUAAAACCUAUGCAUACUUCCCCUUCAGAAACACAGUCAUGUGUCCUUUGAAUGGAAAAACUCUAAGUCGCCAACAAUUCAAGGAUCUGAGAGAUCUUCCAAAAGAGUUCAAUCCAUAUGUAGACAAGGCUCGGCGCUUCCAGGAAUGGGAAAAGUUAAAGAUUCUGACUCCAGUUUGUCUUCAGGACCCGUUUGACCUGUCCCACAACAUAACCAAAGGGGUCCACCGCACAGACCUUGACAAGUUUCAAAGCCUUUGCCAUAAAACUUACCUGAUAUGCCAAAAUCUGUUGGCUAAGUAAGUCAAGAGAUAGAAUUCAAGACUGAUCACAGUACCUGCGUUUUUAUCAACUAAUAUUUCAAAUCUGUGCCUUUUUGAGUGUGUUAUUUGUAAUCGUUGAAAAGAUAUUAAGGACAAAGAGUAUGAUCAUAUGUAUCAUUAUAAAGUUAACUCUAAGAAAGUUUCAAAUUAGUUAAAUUUUAAUAUUGUAGAAAACAAUCAUUUGCAUAUUGAAUGGUUGUAUUUUACAAAGAUGAUGACUUCACAGCUGAUAAUGUAAUCAGAACUGAUAAUUGAUGAAAUUUGGAUUUUUCUUGGUUUAGUAAUAUUUUUAUUUGCUGACUUUUAAGUAGUUUUAUAUGUACAAUCAUCAUGACUGUUUUUAAUCUAAGUUAAGUUUCUAUUGCAAAAUAAUUAAGUCAUACUUGUUGACGUAGGGUGUUAAGCUCUGAAUAAUUUUGUAACAAGAGAAUCAAGUGCAAUUCGAAGUUACUUAAUUUUAAUUAUCGCAGUUGUUUGAUUCUAAGAACAACUAAGGCUGAUAACUUUUCUUAUAUCUAUAUUGGUUAACUACUUGUAAGUUUAGGAGGUGUAAAGAUGUUGUUAGAAAUUUAAAUAUGCUUGUUAUCAAUUGUUUCUUGUUUGUUUAUCACUUGGAUAAUUUCCAGGUAUUAUUUUGAUCUAGCUCUUGCGAUAAUUGUGGCAUUGUUAUCCAAUACUUUUAUUUUCUAUGAUAACAUAAUUAUCAGGCUUUACCUGAGUUUGCUGUUUGCAACUUAAGCGAGUGAUUUUGUCACUAAGGCAGCAAAUAUCUUGGCUAAUUAUAUUAAUGCCACAUUUUUGUACCGAUUAUUAACAUUGGUUGACUACACUUGUAAGUUUGGGAAGUGUAAAGAUGUUGUUAGAAAUUUAAAUAGCUUGAUAUCAAUUAAUUAUUUCUUAUUUUGAUCUAGCUGUUAAGAUAAUUGUGGCAUUGUUAUCCAAUACUUUUAUUUUCUAUGAUAACAUAGUUUUCAGGGUUAACCUGAGUUUGCUGGAAUCGCAACUUAAGCAAGUGAUUUUAUCACUAAGGCAGCAAAUAUCUUGGCUAAUUAUUUUAAUGCCACAUUUUUGUACCGAUUUUACCUUUAUAAAGAUUACACAGU